Molecule: messenger RNA, 1751 nt
Organism: Aspergillus saccharolyticus JOP 1030-1
Lineage: Eukaryota; Fungi; Ascomycota; Eurotiomycetes; Eurotiales; Aspergillaceae
Product: FAD/NAD(P)-binding domain-containing protein
Exons: 3
Coding region: 73-1701 (542 amino acids)
Molecular function (GO): flavin adenine dinucleotide binding; oxidoreductase activity, acting on CH-OH group of donors
Source: RefSeq, a predicted model, not a curated record
UUCAUGUCUUAUACCGCUAAAUUUCCUCUAACAGGCAUUUAAUCAUUCUUAGAAACGCCUGUGGAGGUCAAAAUGCGGUCUGCUCUUGUUGGAGGAUUGGUUGCUAUCAGCUCCGCUCUCGGGGUGGCUGGCUCCCCGCAUACACACUCCGUUGUAACGUCAGACGCUUAUGAUUACAUUGUCGUUGGGGGAGGACCUUCCGGCAUUAUCACCGCGGAGCGUCUGGUAGAGGCCAACAAGAAAGUUUUGCUGCUGGAGCGACGCUAUGGCCCAACUGUGGCUACCGGUGCCAUUGACACACUCGUCUGGAACAAGAAUUUGACCCCUAUCGAUGUGCCGGGUCUGUCCGCCGACAUUGGAAGCCUCCCUGAGUGGGAGGAAUAUAUCUGCACCGAUACUGCUGGUUAUGCAGCCUGUGUCCUUGGCGGCGGUGUCACCGUCAACUACAUGGUCUUUGUGCAUCCACCAGACCAUGACUUCAACGACAAGCUGUACGAGCGCAACCCUGGAACUAUUCUGCCCUCUGCGGAUGGCAAGCGCUACGACCAAGGGCUCUACACCGUGCUUUCCAACUUCUUCAACAACAUCGGCUGGAAAGCCGUUAACAUGAUCUCUCAGCCCAACGAGAAGCACCAAGUCUACAGCUACCCUGCCUGGAACGUCAAGGACCAGAAGCGUGCCGGCCCGGUCCGCACCUACCUUCCCCUUGCUGAGAAGCAUAACAACUUCAACCUGCAGCUUGGAUCCAAGGUUACUCGUGUGCUCCGUUCUGGUAGCAAGGCUACCGGGGUUGAGGUAGAGAAUGCCUCCGGCCAUCUGCAAAACAUAAUCUUGGCCGCCAACGGUAGGGUCAUUCUCUCUGCGGGCGCCCUUUCAGCCCCCCGCAUUCUGUUCAACUCGGGUAUUGGACCCCAGUCCCAGAUCGAGGCUGCUCAAAAGAGCGGUGUCAUCGUUCCGCCCAAGCACGACUGGAUCAGUCUCCCUGUCGGUGUUGUUCUCAAGGACCACCCCAUCUUCUCCAUUGUCGUCAAGACCAACGGCACCUACGGCCCGCUUGACUGGGCUGGAAUCUACAACGGCACUGAAACGGCGGAUAUCAGCCUCUAUGAGAAGGGCAACGGUGUCUUGACGCAGGGAAAGCACCGCUUGAUCUGGUUCUCCUCCAACGUGGUGGAUGGGGAGACCCGCUACUACCAAGGAUCUUGCGCGCCCACUGGCGAGGACGAGGUCACCAUCACGACUUACAUGACCCACGGCCUCACUUCGUCCGGUGUCCUCGGACUUGAUGCUAGCGGCAACACCGUGUACGAGAAGACUCCUUGGAUGAACACUGCCGGUGAUCAGGCUGCGGCCAAGCUGUUCAUCCAGAGCCUGGUCGACGACUUGACUGCUCCCUCGACUGGCUUCCAGCUGGAGACCUACACCAAUGUGUCUUCCAUUCUUGGAAGCCUGACCAGUGGUAUGCACUACAUCACCACCGCUAAGAUGGGCACGGACGAUGGCCGCCACGGAAACGGCACCUCCGUUGUUGACACCAAUACGAAGGUCUACGGAAUGGACAACUUGUAUAUUGUCGAUGGCAGUAUCCAUCCCGACCUCCCCACGGGCAACAUCCAAGCCACCAUUAUGGUCGUGGCCGAGGCUGCUGUCGCUAAGAUCCUGGCUCACCACUAUUGUGGUCUUUUUAUGGACAGAUAUUGAAGAUAGAGGCAUUUGGGAAGUUUGCAUUAGAAGAUGCACAUACAUCGAAG